CCUUGCCCCCGCCUCCGCGUAAUGUCGACUGACAAAUUGGAUGAGAUUUAACUGCGGAGGGGGGAAGAGCUCUGUGAGUUAAAGUUGCGCGUUGGCUGUUGAACUGAGAUGAAGCGCCUUUGCUGACGGCGGUCAGGCAGAGGCCGGGCGACUCACAGCGGCGGCGGGACGUUGCGUUAGCGGUCGGUCGGUCGGUCGGUCGGUCCCCUGACGGGAGUCGAACUGUGCGCUGGCUAACUGGAACACGCCGUUCUCCUUCGGUUCGACCAUGGACACGGUUGUAAAGUUCACAAGUCAGACCCAAGGAAAAGUCCACGUAUUCAGUUCGUGGGUCGGUGGUCGUCCAGGGUCCGACGGUCUCUCUCGUCUCCCCGUGUGUUUCAGAGCAACCCAAUUCGCAUGUGCGCUGUCGACACAUGUGCUCAAGAGCAACCCAGACAGAAGGGACCUCGUGGCGAAACUUCAAGAUGUGGAAGCCAACAUGAAUGCUGGUCGAAAAUUGUUCAGGCUGGGGAACACAAUAAAUUCCAUUGAGGCUGCUAACCGAUCCAUGCAACUCUCUGACCGAGUGCUGUGCCUGUGCCUUACUGCAGCCAACGUCAGCCGAGCCCUCUACUCUCUCUGUGACAAUGUACUUUGGGCCAGCAGUGUUGGUCUUAUCCGCGAUAUCAACAAGGAAUGUUGGAGUUUACAGUCCUCCCGCUACUACCUCCUCUCGCUCAUUAUGAACCUGACCAGAGACUUCUAUGUAGUGCUCCAGUUAAUAAUGCAGAGAGCAAGAGAUAAGCACUUUAGACAGAAAAUGUCGCAGCAUGUCAGCGAGAGUCCUGAAGUGGCCGAAGUUGUCAUUCCUCAGCUCGAUGCUUUGCUCUUUCUGCUGUUUGAAAGCCUGAAAUCGCACCCGUCUGUUGCCUUGGACACGCUGAAAAACAUUUGUGAUCUCUUUGGUCCCUUAAACAAGUUGGGUAUUUACCAGACAAAUGCAGGAGUUGUUGCAUGUUGUGGUCUGAUAUCCUCAAUGGUUGGGAUUUUAACCUUUGCAAAGCCCAAUUUAAAUAUAAAUACAUGAUGACCAAGGCUGAGAUAAACCUCACUGACUAACUGCAGGUCAAAAGGUUAAUUCUGAUAAGUGUUUACAAGCAAUAUUGGUGUCAGUUAGCUGGAGCUGUAAUGGUGGACUUGGGUUAACCUGGUGCACAGUGAGAUUAGGUAACACCACAGGCACAUUUUGUAACAUUUGUUAGAAUGUUUAACACCAAAUUCAAGCAAGCAAUCACUGAGUGGCUUUCAAGUACUUAAUAACGUCUAAAUCACUGGUUUAAAGGGUAGCAAAUCAUGUUUUUACAUUUGAUAUUCUUGUUUAUGUAUUUCAUUAUUUAAAAGCCAAGGCUAAUUCAAUGUGCAUUCCUGUCUUUUCCAAAACCUCACACACUACCAGCAGUUUUGUAACUACUGUUUUUGUAAAAUAAGGGCUCUUAAUUUUUUCUAGAGAAACUAAAACGUGAGUCAUCUGUGAGACGAUGUCACUUGUUUCCUGUUUUGUGAUAAAAUGUUACUAAAAGUUUUACCUCUAUCAUUAGAAUGGUACCAAUUUAUCAUCCAAGUGAUUCAUCAGCUGCUUAUCACCCCAAAGUGCUUUUAGAGCCGACGAGGCAUCUGAGAGAUUUAAGGGAGUUUCCUCAAGGGUAAACUGUGAAGGAAUUACAUCAAUUGGAAGAAAUUGGAUUAAAUAGUCAUAAUUAUGUUUACAUUAUUGUAUAAUCUCAUGAACCUAAGAAUCAUUGUUUCAGUUUCUUCAGAAUGAAUCCUUUUAUAUCUACAUUCAGAGUGGGUCCUCUUCCAUGGUAGCACCGUCAUGUUUCACACUGGCCCUAGAGAGUUUUUACAUUACCUGAAGGCCAGCAUCGGUUCUUCUACUUGCUUGGGAGGGAAGGUGAGGUGAGGAGAAGUCAGUGGGUUGAAAUUGGCAGCUUCAUUGCAAGAUGUCUCUAAAUCCUACACACUGAACCCUUAAACUGAUAUUUUCGACUCUGCCUUCCAAGGCACGGUCUAGACUUUUUGACUGUCAACCGGGUUGUAAGGGUUUAUUAAAACUAAAAGAAGAGUGGAAAGAAAUUAUUUAAAAAUUUCAAUCAUGUUACUAUUUUUAAAGCAAAACAAUGUGUUUACAAUGUAAUUCUUAACUUGUUGUCUACGAAUUGAUACUGUGUAUUUUUUUUCUUUUCAAAUCUUUGUGAUUCAGACAAAACCUCAAAGCUGUGGUGGCAUUUCGCGUGUAUUCGCUUCAUCCAGUUCAGAUGACUAAAUGUCACGUUUAUCAGAAAUUCUAAUUAAUAAACAUAAUAACUAGUUAAA
Messenger RNA from Scophthalmus maximus (turbot), 2355 nucleotides. RefSeq names its product peroxisomal biogenesis factor 11 alpha (gene pex11a). Gene Ontology annotation, biological process: regulation of peroxisome size; peroxisome fission. The record is from RefSeq and is a predicted model, not a curated record. The transcript has 3 exons. Gene Ontology annotation, cellular component: peroxisomal membrane. Bases 269 to 1069 code for a protein of 266 amino acids. NCBI's taxonomy places the organism in Eukaryota, Metazoa, Chordata, Actinopteri, Pleuronectiformes, Scophthalmidae.